Ilyonectria robusta is the source of this 1435-nucleotide messenger RNA. RefSeq lists its product as uncharacterized. The record is from RefSeq and is a predicted model, not a curated record. Lineage: Eukaryota; Fungi; Ascomycota; Sordariomycetes; Hypocreales; Nectriaceae. The transcript has 5 exons. Bases 98 to 1429 code for a protein of 443 amino acids.
CCCGCGGGUUGUUGCGCAGACGUAUAUCUCUCUGCUUCCCCACUUGACGCCCCGCAGAUCUAAGAUUUCCAAAAUUCGGGUCCCAAGAGCAAAGGCCAUGGAGCUUCGUGUGCUUGUCCGCUUUGCCGCGCUGCUGUUUGCGUGCUGCGUGGCGGGUGCGGAACUGUAUGAUUCGAGUGCCUUGACGGUGCUGACGAACUGUUCAAAAACAUGUAUCGACGAAGUCAUCUCCGUGUCGAAUUGCACGGCGCUGGACGACUCCUGUCUAUGCACAGAUGAGACGAUUCUUCCAGCAGUUUCCGGAUGCGUCAUAACAACCUGCUCCGUGAAGCAAACUCUCACUACACAGAAUGCCACGCAAGCCUACUGCCGAGUGCCGAUUCGAAACAGGACCCCGAUCUUCGUCAAUGUCACCAUCGUGUUCGGCACCUUGACUGGUGUGUUUGUCCUCUUCCGGUUUGCGACAAAACUCUUCGUCCUCGACCGAGACUUUGGCAUGGACGACCUUUUCGUGCUCCUAGCCUUCUUAUGCGGAGUUCCGUCCACGGUAAUGAACAUCCACGGCACGGCCGGUCAUGGCGAAGGUCAAGACAUCUGGAACCUCGACUUCGAUACCAUAUACAAGUUCAGUUUCUGGUUCUAUGUUUUGGAGGUAUUUUACUUUGCCCAGGUCUCCAUUUUGAAAAUGGCGUUCCUUUUCUUCUAUCUUCGAAUCUUCUCCGGGCCAGCCCAGAAAGUACUGUGGGGGACAAUCAUCUUCAACGCCCUAUACGGCAUCGUGUUUUGCUUCCUCGCCGCGUUCCAAUGUACUCCCGUUAGCUUUUUCUGGAAUGGAUGGGACGGAGAACAUGCAGGAAAAUGUUUAAACAUCACCGCAAUUGGGUGGGCCAACGCCUCUGUCAGUGUUGCACUAGACUUGUGGAUGCUAGCAAUCCCGUUAUGGUGUGUACGGAGCCUGAACAUGAAUUGGAAAAAGAAGUUCGGCGUUGUUGCCAUGUUUAUUGUUGGAACUUUUGUCACGGUUGUUAGCAUCAUUCGCCUUCAGUACAUCAUCAACCUCGGGUCGUCCCACAACGCUACUUACGACCAGCUCGACAUAUCAAUCUGGUCGACCGUCGAAAUCAACGUUGGAAUCAUGUGCACGUGCAUGCCGGCGAUCCGUAUGAUGCUGGUCCGAUUCUUCCCAGUUCUAAGGAGCACCAUUCGAGAUACGAGGAAGUCUUCGAACUACAAGGAGAACUCAGGGCCGAGAACAAAGAUACCUUCUCAUGACGGUUCGAGAGUGGUACCAGAGAAUGGGAUUGAGCUGAAGCGCACGUUUAGGGUGCAGUACACCGAGGGAGAUGAGGCGCGAUUAGUGAGCCAGCGAGAAAUGGGCAGCAGAGGAUUCACUGGGAGUCGCACGAGCGUGAGUGAGGGAUCCAUCUAAAAGGAG